UACACGACUUUAGGGAUGUGAUGUAUUGGUGGUGUCGAGGUGAGCAGAAUCUUUCAUAUAGAAGAUAGUGAGAGCCAGAGGAGACACCAACACUGGACGCCAUGAAGAAUUUAUAUGAGCGAUCACUGGACGACUCCAAUACAGAUAUGGACGGAUCUUCAUCCAACUUCAAUGAGACAUUUUUUAGCUAUACAGUAGGUCGUGCAAAGAAAAGCCAAGGUUGGAUCAUCCUAGCUCUUGUCGUGACUCUGGGCAUCAUCUUCAUCAUUUUGGGUAUCCUUACUGGAAUCCUGUUUGGACAUUAUUCCACAAUGAACGAUGAACUCACAGUUCUAAAAUAUAACGUUUCAGAUCCAGUUAAUGAAAAUAAUGUCUUGGAGCUCUGGAAAGCUGUUUCUAAUAUCAUGGGGGAUCUGUCAAGGUUAAAAGAUAAAGUGGACAUCACAGACGGGGGCUGCAAAACCUGUCCUCCUGGAUGGAAAAUGAUCAGGUCGAAUUGCUACUAUUUGUCUUCAACCUCUCAAACAUGGGAAAGAAGCAAAGAGCUUUGUGCAGAACGUAAUGGGAUCCUCAUGGUGAUUAAAAAUGAGUUUGAAAUGACUUCUUUAUGGCCGACCAUAAAGCAAGGAAGAUACUGGAUAGGACUGAGACGAGAUCCUAAAGACAUUGGCAUGUGGUUGUGGACAGAUGGAUCGCCGCUGACAUACAGUGUCUGGAAUGAAGGUGAACCCAAUAAUGAUCGAGACAAUGAACACUGUGCAGAAAUUAUGGGAGGAGUUCAGGCAUGGAAUGACCGGCCAUGUAUGGAUAGAGUGAACUUCAUAUGUAAGGGAGUAUGGAGCUGUUAAAGGGGGUGUCUCCACUUUGGGCAACCCAAGUUCUUGAAUGCCUUUUGAAACCCAAGUUCUUGAAUGUUUCUUCAUAAACCAAUUAUAGUGUGACCCCCUGCUGAAAAGCUGUUUGUGUUUCCUAAGUGGAAAAGCAUAAGAACUCCUCUAUAAAGCUUUAUUGUUUACAUGGCAAAAGCCACGUAGCUCUUAAAGGGGUUGUCAAGCAAAAUAAUCAACCUGUGUAUGGUGUCAAAAGGUGCACAGAUAUUUUGUCAGCUGAGAUGUCUGGUUUGAAAUGUCUCUGAAUGGAGUUUGCUCCUUCCCUGCUUGACAUCCCCUCCUAUCUACUCAAAAGUAGAUAAGUGAUGUGAAGAAGGGAUCAUGUAUUACUGCUCAUAAGAUUUCUGAAUCAUUAAGAGAGGAGUAAUCCUUUUUCUGACAGAAAAUACUAUGUCCAAGAAAGGCUUCCUGCUGCCUUAUCUAAUGAUUCAUAAUUUAAUGUGCAGUAAUACCAGCUCCCACAUUCACAUCACUGGUCUCAUCCUGAAAAGAAAAGAGGGGGGGGGGGGGGAGCAGGGACAGCGCAGACUGCAUUCAGAGAGUAUGACAGCAUAUCUCAUACGAAAAAAUCUGUGCAGUAUAGCUAAUAACAUUAUAUUAGUAAGUUGCUUUAUUAUACUUUUUGCACAGUACACAAGUUGUUUCUUUAGCUGUGCAACACCAUUAAAUGGAUAUUCUGAAUUUUGUUUUUGCUCAACCAUUGCCUAGCUCUCGUUGUGUUUGUGGUGCACUGCCUGCGCAGCUAAUCGACAGCUCAGUUCUGGGAAAAGGACAGUUGGGGCAUGGAACGCUGAAACUCCCCAAUACUCCUAUGGACAACUUCUUGUCUUUUGUUGUUUUUUUUUGCUCUGUAGAGGAAUCUAGCAGAAAAAUCACUCCAUAAGUCCAUACAUAAUACUAAUGCCAGGGUAUCAUAGUGAGUGGCUUGAUCUUCCUUCCUGCUCCUCUUCCUCCUCUAUACAGACACAAAAGUAGAGCUUUUCAUCCUGCUUUACGACUACAUUGAGCUUUGAUAGCUUUGAGCUUUAAUUAUUUUAAAGUAAAGGCAGGCUGUAAUAUUAUACCAAAAUCUAAAUUCAUACACAUAGUAAAUACAUCCCCAGCACAGAAAUGGUUAAUGCAGCCCGAUUGUACAUAAUAUGACAAAUGACUGGAGAAGAACCUACGUUCACAUGUAUAGUAUGUAUAACCCUUUUGCACAUUCGCAUGUUGUCUUAUUGUCGCAGAAAUUCUAUAUAUGUGUGCACAUUUCCAUGUCAAACAAAAUAAAUGGUAACAUAAAAUGUGCAUGCUCCUGGCCUGUGUAUAAUAAACAAUGGUGAAAAU
Molecule: messenger RNA, 2216 nt
Organism: Hyla sarda
Lineage: Eukaryota; Metazoa; Chordata; Amphibia; Anura; Hylidae
Product: CD209 antigen-like protein C
Exons: 9
Coding region: 102-848 (248 amino acids)
Source: RefSeq, a predicted model, not a curated record